AUGAUCUCAGAUCGAAGAUCCGCUGUUUUAGGGUUGAAAAGCUUCAGUAGACAAUACCGAGAAACUGUUGUUGAGUACGGGUUGAAGCCAUUGAUAUCGACGCUAAAGAAGGAUUAUGACAAUGCUAAUAUAGUGAAGUCUAUUUUAGAAACGUUCCUCAUUUUGUUUAUUCGAGGCGGCACCAACGAAGAUUUAACUCGAGGAUGGAUAUCACAACAACUGAGGUUGCAAAACGGAAAGUAUCCAUCACCAUUGUUAAUGGAAGACGUGACUUUGGAUCAGAUGUCAUUGUGGAUUGCUGAUGCCCUUUUACAGGACGAAGAAGCAUUGAAACUAUUGGUUGGUGAGUUGGCUGAGACUGACUACCAUUUGAGACUAUACACCAUACAGCUUUUGGAAUCAUUAGUGGCCAGUCGAGGGUCGAGAAUAAAGGAGGCGUUGUUGAAUAUACCGACUGCAAUAUCAGUCAUUUGCAAUUUGCUAGCAGAUAUACACGAACCAGUGCGCAAUGAAGCCAUCUUGUUGUUGAUGGCAGUAGUUAACAACAAUUUCAAUAUUCAAAAAUUAGUUGCAUUUGAAAAUACUUUCGAAACUUUGUUCAAUAUUAUCGAUGAGGAAGGAGGGAUCCGCGGCUCGAUCCUUGUUCAAGAUUGUUUAACUUUGAUUACGAAUCUUUUGCAAUUUAAUGCAUCGAAUCAAAAAUUCUUUUUGGAAACUCAGUGUGUUCCGAGACUAGCGAGGCUAUUGGGAGAACCUGUUGAUGAAACAGAAGAACUGAACAACGUUGAUGAGAAAGGUGUCCCUAUUACUCCGUCUUCUAUCGUGUGGACCGAACAAAGAUUACAGAACAUGGUGAUUGCAUUGGAAAUAUGCCGAUUAUUGGUUUCAGAUGAUAAUGAAUUGGUUGUUCAGAAUCAGGAUAACUUGUACCAAAAUGGUAUUCACUACAUUCUCUUGAAGUUAGUGUUCUCCCCCCUAACUGAAACGCAAAUUCGUUCAGUUGCAUUGUUAGCCACUGCUGAUGCCAUCAGUGGGAACCUGACAAUACAAUUUGAAAUUUCGAAAAUCGAUGUUCCUUAUGUUGAUCCUUCUUUGCCGUCACACCUUCAAGCAUAUGAUAAACCUAUUCUGGUACCAUUAGGCUGGCUCAAUUGGUGCUUAUCUCUCAAUUCAGUGCAUUUGUUUGAUAUCCGCCUCGGUGCUGCAUAUUGUUUACAGGCAUAUUUCAAGCACAACCAAGAGUCAAAAAUGGCAUUCUUGAAUGAUCAAAUAUCAGCAUAUUCUAAUGAAGAUUUCUAUCGCAAUUUGAAGGAAGAUUUACCACAAUUGAAUGGCAGUACUGUUGCCACACCGUUUGGAGACGUUUUCAAAGUGUUGAUGGAUUACGACUCCGAGUUGAAAUUGAACCCGUACAAGGUAUGGUUUGCAGCAGUCAUCUUGAUGUAUGCAUUUGAAGACGAGCCAGAAAACAAGGAUAUUGCCAGGGCAUUGAAAACAGGAGACGCCGACGCAGGAGAAGAGGUUAUGACUUCUGUGCAAGCAAUUUCAGGCUUGCUUAUUACAACGCUAAACCAUAUGGAUCAAAGAAUUGCUAUAGGGUAUUUGAUGCUUCUCACUAUUUGGCUUUACGAAGAUUUCAACGCAGUGAAUGAUUUUUUGAAAGAUGAAUCGAUUGUGAAAUCGUUAUUGAACUCAUUAUCUCAUAACUCGUCUGGUGAGAGUCUGCUCGUCCAUGGUAUGACCGCUAUCUUGCUUGGUGUGCUAUAUGAAUUUUCCUCCAAAGAGUCACCUGUCUCAAGAAAGGAUCUACAUGCGUUACUAGUUAAGAGUUUAGGGAAGGAUAAUUACUCAUUAAAAGUGAAACAAUUGCUUGCCGACCCAGUGUUUAAAUUCUUCGAUGAGACGCUGAAUUUCACUUCAAUACAAGAUGAGAGUGGCUUACCUGAUGUUUAUUUCGACUCAAUCUAUGUCAACUUGGUGAAGGAAAAUUCAUUUCGAAUAAAGAGAGCUUUGUUUCAUGAUCCUGAGGGUGAGCCAAGACGGAGAAUCUCUUACGAAGAUAUCGAGGAACUUGAUUUAAGAAUAUCCGAACUUAAGAAGGAAAUGCAUGAAGAGAAGCAGAAAAAUUUAGAGAAUGAGUCAACAAUGAGAUCGAAAAUAAAAGAAUUGGAGACAUUGAAAGAUGUUUUGCAACAUCGAUUGACAACUAGUGAAACAGAACUUGAUAAAUUAAAAGAGGAGCACAAGGCAGCAGAGGAAAGUAUUGCAGUUUCCCUGAGAGACCUUAAGGAAGUUACAGAACUCAAAAUCAAACAUGAAACCUCAUCUGCGAAGUUUGAGAAAGAAUUGGAUACGCAUAUAAAGAAAUUAGAGACACUCGAAACGGAAAAGAAGCAAUUAGAAUCUCAAUUGAAUCAAGCGGAGCUGACUAAGGUAAAACUUGAAGCUGGUGUCAACACGAUGACAAAAGAUCUCUUUCAACUAAAGAAACAGAAUAGCGAAGCUGAGGCGAAGAUUAAGAAACUUGAAAAAGAUUUAAAGAAUAUGCAAAACGAGUCUGAUAAGGCAAAACGUGCCAAUGAGAACCAAAUCAACAAGCUCAGCGAGGAUAUUAACAAUAUAAAACAGCGACUUGUUAAUGAACAGAAUGAACUCAGAAAGACAACUAACACCAUAGAAUCUUUAAACAAAAACCUCAAUUUGAAGGAAUCAGAGGUGCUAAAAGCUAAACAGGAGAUUAUUAGCUUGAACUCUAAUGUGGAAGAGCUUUCUCGUGAAAAAGGUCAACUAGCUAACUCCCUUGACGAAAAGCAAUUGGAGAUUAAAGGCUUGCUAUCAAGAAUUGAUGAACUCAACACAGAGCAAGUUACUUUGAAAACUGAAGUUGAAAAGUUGACGAACAAACUUCAGACAGCUCGCGAGAAGUUGAUUCAACUAGAAUCUGACAGUGAUGAAAAAGUUCGCAAACUAGAGAAUCUCUUGGAGGAGUAUUCGUCUCAGGUGAACAAAUUGCAAGAUGAGUUAAAUAGUCUUAAGGAGAAGGCAGCUAGAGUUCCCGAAUUGGAAAAAAGGAACAAAGAUUUAGAGGAUGAACUUUCGAGUCUUAAAAUGGAUUUAGAUGCCAAAGAGAAGACGUUGACCGAACUUGACAAGAUUAAGGAAGCAAACCGCAAGCUAUCCAAAGAGAGUGAGGACGCCAAACUUGAACAUGAACGAGUUCAUGCUGAAUUGUUGGAAAAACUAAAGGCUUGCACCGAAGAGAUAGAGGCUGGAAAAUUGAAACUCAUUGCUGGUGAAAAUGCAGGUGCCCAUGUUAAAAAGCUUUCUUCUGAGAUUGAAACUUUGAAGGCCAAGUUGAAGGACCUUGAAGCGGAUUUGUCUAAAAAGUCGUCAGAACUUGAAACUGGAAAUGCUGCCCAGGAGAAAAAUUUAGAGCUUGAGAAGGAUCUUGAAAAGCUUCGAAAGGAGCUAAGGGAUUUGAAGGAAAAUAAAUCUGAGUGCGAUGAAUUAAGCAAAGAAAUUGAGAGUCUCAAAGGUCAAGUUGAGAAGGGAAAAGCAUUGGAAGUAAAGAAUAAUGAUCUUAAAGACAAGAUAGAAGUGCUCACUCGGGAUCUUGAGUUGAACCAAUCGAAAGCAGAGCAAGACUCUCAUCUAAAAGAUGUGCUAAAAAAACUUGAAAAAGAACUUGAUGAAAAGCUGAAGAGACUUUCUCACGAGAAUGAUUUGAAGAAGGAGAAUGAACGUCUCAAGGAGGACCUCAAUCAAAGUCGAAAGCAUACAGAAAGUAGUCUGGCGCUACAAAGUGAGAACAAGGACCUCAAAAUAGAACUCGAAAGAAUCAGAAGGGAACACAAGGAAUUACUUGAGGUACAAAAGAAAAAUGAGUCCCUUCAAGAGGAGCUCAAUGGAUUUAAGAAACAGGCUUCAGAGACCGAAAGACUCAAGAAGCAAGUUGAGAAGCUCAACGCAGAAUUAGAUGAUGUAAAGAAGCACAAGGGUGAGGUUAACAAGUUGCAAAAGGAGAAUUCGAAACUCUCAUUGGAAGUUGAAGAGAGCAGAAAACAAAGCAUUGUCAUUUCUGACCUUGAGAAACGAAAAGACGCACUUCAAACUGAGCUCAAGGAGGCCAAAGAAGGUCAAAAGAAUGUACAAAGUUUUCAGAGUAAAAUUAAAGAUCUCCAGGUCAAGCUUGCGGAGAAUGAACAGCAAGUUCGUGAUUGUGCCAUUGUGAAAACCGAAUUAGAAACUCUUAAACAGGAAAAAGAGACUCAUUUGUUGGAAUUGGAUGAGUUGAAGAAGCAAUACCACGACUUGAAACAACUGGUAAAAUUGGACAAGGAAAAGUUCAAGGAAUCCACUGAACAGGCAAAAAAAGCCGAUCAAAUGAGAAACAAGUCCGAGGAUGAAGUAAAAAAAAUCGAAGAGAAGUUGAAGAAUCUUCAAAAUAAGUAUGCCUCAUAUGUGCCGAAAUCUGACUUAGAUGAUUUAAUGCUAUUGAUGUCCGACUUGGAUGAUAAGAACAAGGCGUACAAGUCACGUUUGAAGGAAUUGGGUGAAGCUGUUGCCAGUGAUGGAUCCAGUGACGACGAUGAUGAUGGGGAUGACGAUGAUGAUGAUGACGAUGAUGAUGAUGAAUAG
Molecule: messenger RNA, 4638 nt
Organism: Lodderomyces parapsilosis
Lineage: Eukaryota; Fungi; Ascomycota; Pichiomycetes; Serinales; Debaryomycetaceae
Gene: USO1
Product: Uso1p
Exons: 1
Coding region: 1-4638 (1545 amino acids)
Biological process (GO): transcytosis; vesicle fusion with Golgi apparatus; endoplasmic reticulum to Golgi vesicle-mediated transport
Cellular component (GO): cytoplasm; endoplasmic reticulum; ER to Golgi transport vesicle membrane
Source: RefSeq, a predicted model, not a curated record